Molecule: messenger RNA, 5718 nt
Organism: Dipodomys ordii (Ord's kangaroo rat)
Lineage: Eukaryota; Metazoa; Chordata; Mammalia; Rodentia; Heteromyidae
Gene: Ibtk
Product: inhibitor of Bruton agammaglobulinemia tyrosine kinase
Exons: 29
Coding region: 530-4594 (1354 amino acids)
Biological process (GO): negative regulation of protein phosphorylation
Cellular component (GO): cytoplasm; nucleoplasm
Molecular function (GO): protein tyrosine kinase inhibitor activity; protein kinase binding
Source: RefSeq, a predicted model, not a curated record
CCUGUCCCGGCGCUCGCGGAGUCGGCGGCUCCACGUUGACGGCUUCGGACGGCCUGGCGCCCUUCGGCUUCGCGGUCGGCUACCACUGACGAUGAGCUCCCGGACGGCCGCGUGCCCACUCCGCGGGGACCAGCGACGCCGCCUCAUCUAGCGACUGGUCACCCUUGCAAUUAUGGAGAUUUAAAAGGCUCAGAGGGUGUGGAGGGGGAGUUCCCCUCCUCACUCCCCCUUGGUGCUCCACUGCAGGAAUAACUUACAAACUGUGGAAUUGGUUUUUUUUUAAUAAAGAACUUGUAUUUGAUAUAAACUUUAUACAACUAUUUAUAGGUUUUGAUUUAUGUGCCAAAAGGAUCAUACAGAGAUAUAUAGUUUUAUACUAUUGUAAGAACUUAAAUUAUAAUCCAAAGAGAGAAGUCAUUUAUUCUCUAGAAUUCUUCCUAAAUAGCACCUUUGUGCCCUCUUUUGCAUUAAAAAAAAAUCAGUCUUCCGUGACUGUUCUGAAGAAGUAGUCAGUGUACAGACAGUUAGGAUGAAUUCUCCCGUCCCUGACUGCACUGCUCGAUGCCGGUCCUUGGAGCAUGCUUUGGACAUCCUUUCUGCUAUAACAAAAGGGAGUGAAAACCAGAUCAAGGCCUUUCUCUCCAGUCACUGUUACAAUGCUGCGACUACCAAGGAUGCCUUUGGCAGAAAUGCCCUCCACCUUGCUUCCUCCUGUGGCAAGAAGGGUGUGUUGGAUUGGCUUAUGGAGAAAGGAGCAGACCCACUGGUGAGGGACAAGGAGUCCGGCUGGACCGCACUGCACCGAAGCAUUUUUUAUGGACAUAUUGAUUGUGCUUGGUCUCUGUUGAAGCAUGGUGUUAGUUUGUAUAUGCAAGAUAAAGAAGGCCUGUCACCUUUGGAUCUUCUAAUGAAGGAUAGACCAGCUCAUGUAGUAUUCAAGAAUACUGAUCCUACAGAUGUGUACACUUGGGGUGAUAACACGAAUUUCACGCUGGGUCAUGGAAGUCAGAAUAGCAAGCAUCACCCAGAGCUGGUGGAUUUCUUCUCCAGGACCGGGGUCCCCAUCAAGCAGGUGGUGCUCUGUAAAUUUCAUUCGGUGUUUCUGUCUCAGAAAGGCCAAGUGUACACCUGCGGCCAUGGUCCUGGAGGACGGUUGGGCCAUGGAGAUGAGCAAACAUGCCUGGUUCCCAGGCUUGUGGAAGGACUGAGUGGGCAUAAUUGUGCCCAGGUGGCGGCUGCCAAGGAUCAUACUGUUGUAUUAACUGAAGACGGCUGUGUUUAUACAUUUGGCCUAAAUAUUUUUCAUCAACUAGGAAUUAUUCCUCCACCUUCCAGUUGUAAUGUGCCCAGACAGAUGCAGGCAAAAUAUCUGAAAGGAAGGACAAUUGUUGGUGUCGCAGCCGGCCGGUUUCAUACGGUACUGUGGACCAGAGAGGCAGUUUAUACCAUGGGACUCAAUGGUGGACAGCUGGGUUAUCUUCUAGAUCCUAAUGGAGAAAAGUGUGUGACCGCCCCCCGCCAAGUCUCUGCCCUUCACCAUAAGGACAUCAGCCUGUCUUUGGUGGCAGCAGGUGACGGGGCAACAGUAUGUGUCACCACCAGGGGAGACAUUUACUUACUUGCGGACUACCAGUGCAAGAAGAUGGCGUCCAAACAGUUGAACUUGAAAAAGAUUCUUGUGUCUGGGGGUCGUAUGGAGUACAAAGUUGAUCCUGAACAUUUGAAAGAAAAUGGGGGUCAGAAGAUCUGCAUUCUCGCGAUGGAUGGAGCUGGAAGGGUGUUCUGCUGGAGAUCAGCUACCAGUUCUCUUAAGCAAUGUCGAUGGGCAUAUCCGCGCCAAGUCUUAAUUUCUGAUAUUGCCUUAAAUAGAAAUGAACUUCUGUUUGUCACACAAGAUGGGGAAGGAUUUAAAGGGAAAUGGUUUGAAGAAAAAAGAAAGAAUUCUGAAAAGAAAGACAUUUUAUCAAAUGUACAUCAUUCCUCAUCAGAAGUGUCUUGUGUCUCUGAUACAAAUAGUAUGUAUGAAAGGAUUCGACUUGAGAAACUUACUUUUGCCCACAGAGCUGUUAGUGUCAGCACAGAUCCAAGCGGAUGCAACUUUGCAAUUCUGCAGUCGGAUCCUAAAGCAAGCCUUUAUGAAGUUCCAGUGGUGUCUUCAUCAUCCUUUUUUGAAGAGUUUGGCAAACUGUUAAGGGAAACAGAUGAAAUGGACAACAUCCAUGAUGUGACCUUCCAAGUUGGCAAUAGAAUCUUCCCUGCACAUAAAUACGUCCUGGCAGUGCGCUCUGACUUUUUUCAGAAAUUAUUUCUUUCAGAUAGCACUACUUCUUCAGAAUUGACCGAUGUUUACCGGAAAGAUGAAGAUUCUUCAGGGUGUCAUCUCUUUGUGGUAGAUAAAGUUCAUCCUGAUUUGUUUGAAUACCUUUUGCAAUUUAUAUAUACGGAUACUUGUGACUUUUUAACUCAUGGCUUCAAACCAAGAAUUCUCUUAACCAAAAAGUCAGAAGAGUAUCAGGGCUCUCUGAAUACUGAUGUGAACAAAAUAAAGUGCUAUGAAGAUGAUAAUCAGAAGUCAGCGUAUGCAGUUUACAAAAGUAAUCAAGCCCAUACAAUUAGUGAAAGGCAGAAAAGCAAACUGAAAUCUUCUAAAAAAGGAAAAAGCCAUGGGGAGGAUGAUCCUGUAAGAUUGUUGCAAAAUGUUGCAAAGAAAUUUGGCCUCAGUAAUUUGAGUAGUAGGUUAGAUGGUGUCAGAUUUGAAAAUGAAAAAAUUAAUGUUAUUGCAAAGAAAACUGGUAAUAAACUGAAGCUCAAUCAGAAAAAGUGUUCAUUUCUGUGUGAUGUGACCAUGAAAUCAGUGGAUGGGAAGGAGUUUCCCUGUCACAAAUGUGUGCUAUGCGCUAGACUGGAGUAUUUCCAUAGUAUGCUGAGUAGCUCAUGGAUUGAGGCUUCCAGCUGUGCAUCUCUGGAAAUGCCAAUGCAUUCUGAAAUACUGAAAGUUAUCUUGGACUACCUCUAUACUGAUGAAGCUGUGGUGAUAAAAGAAUCUCAAAAUGUGGAUUUUAUUUGUAGUGUUCUUGUGGUAGCUGACCAGCUUCUCAUAAUUCGAUUGAAGGAGGUUUGUGAAGUAGCACUAACUGAGAAACUUACCCUUAAGAAUGCUGCUAUGCUGCUGGAAUUUGCAGCAAUGUAUAAUGCUGAACAGCUGAAACUGUCUUGUUUACAGUUUAUUGGACUGAAUAUGGCAGCUGUACUUGAAGCAAGAUCUCUUGAUGUUUUAAGUGAAGAUGUUUUGAAGGAUCUUUCUGUAUUUUACUGGAAAAUGAUUCCAGCCAUGGAUAGGAGAGUCAUUACACCAUAUCAAGAAGGACCAGAUAUUAGUUAUUUGGAAGUAGAAGAUGGAGAUGUCUUCUUGAAAGAAGAAAUAAAUAUGGAACAAAAUUAUUCGGAAACUAUGUUUAAGAAAGCAAAAGCUAAAGCUAAAAAGAAGCCACGUAAACGCUCGGAUAGUUCUGGAGGUUACAACCUAUCAGAUAUUAUUCAGAGCCUGCCACCUACAGGAUUACUGAAGACUGGUAAGACCAAUUCUGUGGAAUCUCUUCCCGAGCUGUUGACCUCAGACUCUGAAGGAAGCUGUGCCGGAGUGGGUAGUCCUAGAGAGUCUCAGUCCCCUGAUCUCACCACCAGCUCUCAUUCAGAAAAGAUGGAGGUUUGCUUUGCGAAAGUUAAACCUUAUAGUAAUGGUACACCUCCUGCAUAUACUAGGGAAGAUUUAAAACCAUGGGAAAAAUCGUCAGUACUUCAAAUAACUGCUCCGCAGUCCAUUCCCAGCAACAGGGCUGACACAACAAGUUCUUCUAGUUGGGUUUCUGGCUCUUUCAGUCCUGUCAGUCCUCCUGUUGUGGACCUCAGAACCAUCAUGGAAAUCGAAGAAAGUAGACAAAAAUGUGGAACUACACCAAAGUCAAAUUUAGGAAAAGUAAUUUCCCAUGGAGUCAGGCUUUCCCAGAAGCAGCGGAAAAUGAUUGCAUUGACCACCAAAGAAAACAGUUCAGGAGCCAGUGGCGUGGAAACAGUUUUAACUGCGCCUUCAAAAUCCCCAAAACCUGCAUGGGCAUCUUCUGUACAUUCAGUUUCAUCCAAGUCAUUCCGAGAUUUCGUGCUAGAAGAAAAAAAGUCUGUUACUGGCCAUAGUUCAGGAGACCAUGUAAAAAAAGUUUGUUUUAAAGGAAUUGAAAAUUCUCAGUCUUCAAAAGUUGUAAGAAAUUCUAUUCAUGUUGCCCCAGGACCAGAAGGCAGCCAUAUUUCAGAUUUACCACCUCUAGAAAGUCCCAAUCCGUGGCUGUCCUCGCUGACCCCGCCCUCCACCGUGGCCCCCGUCACCUUCGCAUCCAUUGUAGAGGAGGAGCUGCAGCAGGAAGCCGCGCUCAUCAGAAGCCGAGAAAAACCCUUAGCUCUGAUCCAGGUGGAAGAACGUGCGAUACAAGAACUGAUGGUCUUUUAUGAGGCCUCUGGCAAUCCUGACGAGUUUGUGGUCGUUGAGAGGGCGCCGCAGGGGCCGCUGGCAGUGCCCAUGUGGAACAAACAUGGGUGCUAGCUCCCUGCAGACUGGAGGUGUGUAUCCCACACGGUGACUGCUGCACCUCCACAGUGGAGGGAGUGCUUGCAGUCCACAUAGAAGGGCAGGACGAGAAAGGCUCUGAUUGCUGUACUCUAGGUUUUUCUUUGUUUGCUUGCUUGUUUUUCCAUGACUAAAAAUAAAUUUAUCAGAAUUGUGAUUUUAGUAACUUAUGUGAAAUGUGUUAAAGAAGAGCUAGAUUAUAGAUACAUUGGAUUGUUUCUUCUGACUAAUCUUAAAAAGGAAAAGAUAAGUGAAGUGUAAGAUUGAAGAGUCAUACAUUAAAAAUAACUUUUAUUUGAGCUAAAUAAUUUAGGAGGUUUAGUAAUACACUUGUCACUCUGCUUUUUCAAUUUGAUGUUGAUGAGCCUAAAGUAGAAGCAUCAGUCCUCACCUCUGACCAGUAAUGGCCAGAGUUUGCCAUGCUAGCUGUGUCCGUUCUUGUUGCUUUUUUCCAGUGAGGCUGUUAAUGUCUUAGGUCUGUUGAAAGCUCAGCUUGCUUAAGUGCCAUAUUUCACUUUGGACAAGACAUUGUCUGUGUUGUAGUAGGUGAUCGAUUACAGUAGAAAAAAAAAUAAGAACUCAAUUUCGGAUAGUUUUAUCAAAGAAAAUAAUUGCUUUUAAAAUUUGGAGCCAUCGUGGAUUGCUUCUUAGGGUAGGGAGGGCAUUACAAAAGCCUAAUUGUGAAAGAAUCAAUUUGUCAAAGUGUUAAAAUGUUCUAAAGCAAAUAUUUAAUUAUACAUAGAAGAUUCCAGUAGUUAGAAAGAAGAUUGAUUUACAGCUAGCUUUAUAAUUCUGUAUAAUCAGAAGGUUAUGAGCCUUGAUUAUGUGAGUACCGUACAUAUAAACAUUAUUUUGUUUACAAUGUGCUGUCUGGUUUUUUUUCUGAGUGUUUAAAGUUUUAAAAAAUGAAUGUUAAAACUGUCCUCUAGUAUGUAGAAAAAGUGGGAAGGUUGAUGUACUUCUGGAACAUGGAUCUAGGGGAACAUAGAGGCAGUUCAUUGCUAAAAUCCAGUCGCCAGAACAAUGCCUGAAACGAGCUCAACAUUUCAGCAGGCAUGUAAGCAAAAGUGCAAUAAAAAGUCAUCUUGAUCCACUUCUCA